AAUAUUCCUAUUUAGCGAUAGCAACUUCAGAAAGCGGGGGUUUGAAGUCCAGAUUUCGAAUCAAUAUCCAAAUUAAAAACACCAAAAUCCCUUUUGGAAAAUAUAUAUAUCUUAUGAAGAAAUUGCCUCCAACAGAACACAUCCGAACAAAGCUUGAAUUACAAUUACCUGAGAAGAAAUUCGAACCGCAAUGGCCAUGGAUCCUUCUUCUUCUGCUAAAAACUUCGAGAAAUUUGAGCCGCGAUUUGAUUGGGUUGAUCAUCCUGAUUCUCAUGUUCUCGUCGUUCACCUCUCAGGUUUCAGUAGCAACCAACUGAAAGUUCAGGUAACGUCCACCGGUAAGCUGAGAGUCUCCGGCGAUCGGCAGCUCAUUAACGGCAAGUGGCUUCGAUUCCAAAAGGAAAUCGAUAUCCCCGCCGACGCAGACACCGAUAAUAUCUCUGCCAAAUUGGAGCAUGGCAUUCUCUACGUGAAACAGCCCAAGAAACCCUCCGCCACCUCCUCCAACAUCCCACCGGUUCAGCAACCCAAGCCCAAGGCUGAAUCCCAACCGCCGCCCGCCGCCACAAAACCCACUGCUGACCCACCAAAUGUUCGACCAAAUGCUCCAAAGAGCCAAAACGAAAGACCCGAGCCUCCAGAGUCCGCUGCUACAGAACCCACUGUCGCCCCACCAACUGUUCGACCAAAUGCCCGAAAGAGACUAGACGAAACAGUCGACACUGCAUUCUAUCCUGGCACAAAAACCUAUCUCAAAAUCGUCCCAAAGAGCGAAGACGGAAUAGCCAAGCAAUCAAUCAAUCCCAAAAAAUACCAUGCCCCACGAAGUGUUGGAGCAAAUCCCCCAAAGAGCCAAAAUGAGAGGCCUCAAUCACAAGCAAGUGGGAAACAAAUCCCCACUCCUCCAAAGCCACAGGGGGCAACCGGAGCACCCGCGAGGAUCCCAAAACCCGGCGAGACAUCCUCCAUAGGCAGUGGACAGCCAGUUGAAGAUUUAGCUAAGAAGGACAAAACAAAGGAGAAGGGGAAAGCACAUACAAAACUACAGGAUGCUUUGGAGAAGACAAGAGAAGACGGUAAAGAAGAAGAAGGUGGGUCAAAAAUGGCAGAGAAGGAGAAAGAAGAAGUUGGAAUAGCCAAGCCAUCAAUCGAUGCCAAAAAGUUCCAUGUCCCACGAAGUGUUGGAGCAAAUCCCCCAAAGAGCCAAAACGACAGGCCUCAAUCACAAGCAAGUGGGAAACAAAUCCCCACUCCUCCAAAGCCACAGGAAGCAACCGGAGCACCCGCGAGUAUCCCAAAACCCGGCGAGACAUCCUCCAUGGGCAGUGGACAGCCAAUUGAAGAUUUAGCUAAGGAGGACAAAACAGAGGAGAAGGGGAAAGCACAUACAAAACUACAGGAUGCUUUGGAAAAGACAAGUGAAGAAGGUGGGUCAAAAAUGGCGGAGAAGGAGAAAGAAGAAGUUGAAAAAGAGAAGAGGAGGAGGAUGAAGAGAAUGAUUGAGGAAAUGGGAGAAGAGAGUGGAAGGUUGAGAAGAAGAGAAAGGUACAAACAGGUUAUUGAUGGGGUGGUGAAGGAAUUAAGGACAAAUAUGGUGACUUUGGCUUUGGGGGUUGCUGUCUUUGGGAUUUUGUAUCUGAAUCUUUCAAAGAAGGGUCAUGUGGAGGAAGAGUUGUGAAGAAGGUAUGAAUGAAUGGAAUUCUAGUUUGGGUGAACAAAAAUAUGUGAAAGAGCUUGUUCCAAGAGACAUGAAAUAAAAUUUGCUAUAUUUUCAAUAAACUAUUCCAUCUCCCUCA
Molecule: messenger RNA, 1796 nt
Organism: Cucumis sativus (cucumber)
Lineage: Eukaryota; Viridiplantae; Streptophyta; Magnoliopsida; Cucurbitales; Cucurbitaceae
Product: protein RESTRICTED TEV MOVEMENT 2-like
Exons: 2
Coding region: 191-1678 (495 amino acids)
Biological process (GO): response to heat; protein complex oligomerization; response to hydrogen peroxide
Source: RefSeq, a predicted model, not a curated record